AUCACAAUUAUGUAUCAACACAGCAAUCGUGUACAUGCAUCGCUUCUAUGUGUUCCACUCAUUUACACACUUCCCAUGGCACCAGAUGGCAGCAGCUGCACUUUUUCUUGCAGCCAAAGUGGAGGAGCAACCAAGAAAGCUGGAAUAUGUAAUAAAAGUCGCAAAUAUAUGCCGCAACCCAAGAGAUACAAAUAUAGAUUUAAAUUCAGAAAGGUAUAUAACCCAAUCUCAGGAUUUAGUGUUCAAUGAGAAUGUGCUGCUGCAAACCUUAGGAUUUGAUGUCGCCAUUGAUCAUCCCCACACUCACGUUGUAAGGUGCUGUCAUUUAGUAAGAGCUAGUAAGGAUUUAGCUCAGACAUCAUAUUUUAUGGCAAGUAAUAGCUUACACUUAACGACAAUGUGUAUUCAAUAUNCAUAUACAUCUUGUUUGACCUCUCUUGGUUAUUUGUGUAUACAUUAG
Anoplophora glabripennis (Asian longhorned beetle) is the source of this 460-nucleotide messenger RNA. RefSeq names its product cyclin-T1-like. The record is from RefSeq and is a predicted model, not a curated record. The transcript has 3 exons. Gene Ontology annotation, cellular component: cyclin/CDK positive transcription elongation factor complex; nucleus. Gene Ontology annotation, biological process: regulation of transcription by RNA polymerase II; positive regulation of DNA-templated transcription, elongation. The coding region runs from base 35 to 460 and encodes 141 amino acids. Gene Ontology annotation, molecular function: cyclin-dependent protein serine/threonine kinase activator activity. NCBI's taxonomy places the organism in Eukaryota, Metazoa, Arthropoda, Insecta, Coleoptera, Cerambycidae.